Clonostachys byssicola is the source of this 1236-nucleotide messenger RNA. The record is from the annotation of a GenBank genome assembly. Lineage: Eukaryota; Fungi; Ascomycota; Sordariomycetes; Hypocreales; Bionectriaceae.
AUGUCUCUGCCAUUUUACCACAACCCCAACGCCUCCAAGGCCACAUCGCGUCCCUUCAAGGUGAACAUCCCCGAUGAUGACCUCAAAAAGCUCAAGGUGUUGCUGGAUGCGGCUCCCCUUGGCGUAGAAACAUGGGAAAACAAACAGACUGAUGGUAGAUUCGGCGUUAGCCGCUCAUGGCUCGCCAACGCCAGAUCCGUUUGGCUGCACGACUUUGACUGGCGCCGUAAAGAGGCCGCAAUCAAUUCCUUCCCCCACUUCCGACACAUCGUUAAACAUGCAGAAAUCGGGGAGUUCGACUUGCAUUUUUGCGCCUUGUUUUCGGAGAUGCCUGACGCCAUUCCCAUCGUGAUGUUGCACGGCUGGCCAGGAUCAUUCUUGGAGUUUCUUCCUAUACUUUCUAUUCUACGGAAUAAGUACACACCGGCUGAUAUUCCUUACCAUGUCAUUGUUCCCAGUUUACCUGGUUUUGCGUUCUCGUCUGGCCCACUACAGGAUCGGGACUUGACUACUACAGGUUGCGCCUCGGUUAUCAACCAACUGAUGCUUGAUCUGGGCUUUGGGAAGGGAUAUGUGGCUCAAGGUGGUGAUUUUGGCUGUGCUAUUGCAAAUGUCAUGGCAGUGAAUUUCGAUGCAUGCGUGGCUCAGUAUGUGAACCUUUGGAUGGGGGACCUAUCCUUGGUUCCAUCAUCUGUGUCUGAUGAUGAGUUGACCGAGAAGGAUCGUGAGGCUAUGGCUCGCUUGAAGAAAUGGCAGGCGGACGGAGGUGGCUACGCCGUACAACAAGGCACACGACCAGCCACGACGGGACUGGUCCUCUCGUCAAGCCCUUUGGCACUUCUCGCAUGGGUUGGCGAGAAAUUGGUCGAAUGGAGCGAUAUCACGCCACCGUUGGAGACCAUACUAGAGAUGAUCAGUUUGUAUUGGUUUACAGACACGAUUUCACGGUCUCUGUAUCCUUACCGCUCUCUAGUGGCCUCCUUUCAAGGAUCUAAGGAGCCUUGGGGCAUCAUUACGCUUACGAAACCCUACGGUUACUCUUGCUUUUACAAGGAUAACUCUUUCUUGCCGAAGGCCUGGGCAAAGCUAUACCCAAACAUGAAGUUCUACGGGCCACACGAGGAUGGCGGACAUUUCGCUGCGCUGGAACGGCCAGAAACUUUGCUGCACGACCUGGAGGACUUCAUCAAGGCCCACAUCAGGGUCCAGGAUAGGAAGUUAGAAACCGCACUUUAG